AUGCAGUUCACAAAGGUCGCCGCUGCCACCUUUUUCCUCAUCUCCAGCGUCUACGCUGCUGCCCCUGUGCAGAAGCGUGCCUCUUGCGUUGAAUACUGUGGCAGCACAUGCUACUGGCAAUCAGACAUCGAUGACGCCCUCAACCAAGGAUACUCGCUUUUGCAGUCCGGCAAGACAGACGACGACUACCCCCACCAAUACAACGACGACGAAGGCUUCGAUUUUCCCGUAUCCGGCCCUUGGUACGAAUACCCAAUUCUUUCAUCCUACAAGGUUUUCACUGGUGGAUCACCUGGAACCGAUCGUGUUAUCUUCAAUGGUGACGGUGACUACGCUGGUUUGAUCACCCAUACUGGAGCUUCUAGCUACGACGGCUUUGUUGAAUGCGAUGCUGCCUAG
Molecule: messenger RNA, 399 nt
Organism: Talaromyces amestolkiae
Lineage: Eukaryota; Fungi; Ascomycota; Eurotiomycetes; Eurotiales; Trichocomaceae
Exons: 2
Coding region: 1-399 (132 amino acids)
Molecular function (GO): RNA nuclease activity; RNA binding
Source: RefSeq, a predicted model, not a curated record